AUGUUUGAAGAGGCACUCCGGCAAGCGCCGCGGGAGGAGCUCGUGGAGCACAUUCGACUCCAGCGAGAGCUGAUUCACCGUCUUCAUCGACGCGUCCUCGAGCUGGAGAGCUCCCUGGAGAGCGUGUACACGUGCUCUAGUGACGGCGGGGGUGCCACCGGUGUUGAUGGGCAGUCGACUGCACCGUAUGGGCAGCAGCGCGCCGUCCUUUCUAGCAACGCUCGUCAUGGCCCGUCGCCUCCGAUAGACCAACAGAGCGUGCACGGCGCGCCGCCGGCAAACGUGAGGACGCGCCCCCUCACGACACUUUGCGAGAUGCCACUAGGCUUCAGCGAACGCUGGCGCACCGAUAAUGAUGAAGCGGUGGCGGUUCCGGAGCCGCGCCGUCAACCCCCACGCCCGCACGUCAACGAGAAGGCUCCCGUCAGCUUUGCGCGCUUGUCUUCACUGCAACAGCAGACGGCUGAGUGUGCGGCGAUGGCGACGUCCGCUAAUGGAACUGAUUCAGCUCCUGCACCGUUUUCUGCGGCUGCUGUCUCCACUGGACUCACCUCAUCUUCGGUAGACCACCCCACGGUGUUGGAGGGGAUCAAGGAGAUCAAUUACGUGCUUGCCGCCCACCGAGCCGGUCGUACAGCUCUGCCGCUACCGGUGGUAGAGGAGCUGGAAGAUAUUCGUACGAGGCUUCUGCAGGGCUUUACACAGACACACAGUAUGGGUGACAGAGACGACGGGGCGGCACACGAGGCGGCGGCGGCGGCACGUCAGGCCUACGGUGCGCUGCCAAGGAGCGAAGAGAUGGUGCUUAACGCAGGCCCAUCGAAUCUCUUGUUCGAGCGCCGUGCGGAUACCUUCCGCGACGCGACUCACGUGUGCCCACGAUGGGUCUCGCCAGACUCGUCAAGGGUCGUGUACGGCACAUCACCACGUCGUUAUCAGUAG
Molecule: messenger RNA, 942 nt
Organism: Leishmania mexicana MHOM/GT/2001/U1103
Lineage: Eukaryota; Euglenozoa; Kinetoplastea; Trypanosomatida; Trypanosomatidae
Exons: 1
Coding region: 1-942 (313 amino acids)
Source: RefSeq, a predicted model, not a curated record